CGCAUGCGUAGUGGGAAGCAGGCGGUGGCGCUGGAGCUAGCCGCGCAGUGCGCAUUCGCCGGCGGCCGCUCGGGCUGUCGGGGCGGUCUCGCGCGGGAUGGAGGACAGCGACUUCGUGUUGGCGCUCCAGCUGCAGGAGCUGUGGGAGGCCGAGGAUAAGGAGGCGGCAGCCGCAGCAGCAGCGUGCGCCGAGGCCUCGCCGGACCCCUCGCCCCUUCGCCCGCUGUCGGUGGUGGACGAGGCCUGGGAACUGCUGGACCCCAGCCCCGACGUGCACGGCCUCUUCGUGCAGUUCAACGAGACGCUGUUCUGGGGGCGCCUGGCGGCCGUCGAGGUGUCGUGGAGCCCGCGCAUGACCCUCUGUGCUGGAGUGUGUAAAUAUGAAGGAAAAGGUGGAAUGUGUUCCAUUCGUCUAAGUGAGCCGCUCCUAAAGUUAAGACCAAGGAAGGAUCUCGUUGAGACAUUGUUGCAUGAAAUGAUCCAUGCCCUGCUUUUUGUUACUAAUAAUGACAAAGAUCGUGAGUCUCAUGGACCAGAGUUCUGCAAACACAUGCGUCGCAUUAAUCGCUUGACUGGAGCUAAUGUCACAAUCUACCACAGUUUUCAUGAUGAGGUGGAUUUGUACCGCCAGCACUGGUGGCGAUGCAAUGGCCCCUGUCGAAAUAGAAAACCUUAUUUUGGAUACGUGAAACGUUCCAUGAAUAGAGCACCCUCUGCACGAGACUUUUGGUGGGUUGAGCACCAGGAGACAUGUGGAGGUACAUUCACAAAAGUGAAGGAGCCAGAGAACUUCUCCAAGAAAUCCAAGGAGAAAACUCAGCCAGCAAAACGUUCAAAUUCUGACUUGGCUAACAAAGGCAAGACACAAACAAGCGAUAUGCAAGAUCUGAUGCCUUUUAGUGGAAAAGGAUAUCGGCUUGGAGGAGGAGAGAGGGUACUCUCAGAAAAUAGCACAAAUUUCAGUAGCAGUGUUAGAAACAGUGAAACACCUGGUUCACGGCAUCGUUCAGCAGUGAAGACAAUACCAAUCCCUAAAAAUGAGAUAAAAUUUGAAAAGUCACCCCGUAGCGGCACCUUCUUUCCACUUUACACUGAUGAUGCCAGCGAGAAAAUCAACUUAGCUUCAAAGCGUGAGUUUCCUAAACUCUCUGUUGCUAAUACAAAAGCUUACAAGAAUGUUAGCGGAUCACCUGUUAAAAUUGCUCGUGUUAUGGAAGAAAAGCCAAACCAAGGUUCUGCAAGUGGCAAGAGGAUUAUACCGCUUUAUAACAAGCCACCAAAACAAAUUUGUUUAGAGCAGACAACAGCAGCUCAGGUGGCAUCUGAGAAAAAAAGCUCUGAGUGUACUAAUACAGCGCAGCAGUGGCCGAAAACGGAAGACAGAACUGCCUUUGAAAAUUAUUUCAUUAAAAAACGGAGUACUGAUGUCACUUUAAGUAUAAAUACACCUAUGAAAACCAAAGCUGAAAAUACAGUGUCCUCUGCAAGUUCCAGCAGUGAUGUAAGGCAGGAUAAAAAAGUCAGUUGUCCUGUUUGCCAGACUGAGGUUUUAGAGUCUAAAAUAAAUCAACACCUUGAUUCGUGUCUUGCAUAAAACCUUUCAGAAAGCUGUCUCAAAAAGGUAAACCAGGGCUGAAAACACUGCUUAAAAACUACUCAGGGUUUGCUUAGCUGUGGCGACUUCCAUGUGUGCCUGUUCUGAAUUGGAAUUUAAAGUACUGUCAGCAUGCUGAACAACAGCUUUGUGGGGUUGCAUGUCAGCGCUGACUAGGAAGCUAGCUGCUACUUGGGUUCCAAAGAAUCAAAACUCACGCUUUAGUAGGUGGAUGUUUGUGCCAGUGUUCUUGCUGAAGAACCUGGGUAAUAUAAGAGAAGGUGGAUACUUGGCAAACUGCAUCUUUUCAAGCAGUUUUAAAAAUUAAGUCAUUUUAAAUCCUACUAAUUUAUCUUUGUUCUUAAGACUCCUUUGUGUUGUUUUUUGUUUUUUUUUUUUUAAAGUGUUUUUGCCAUUCUUAAACACCUAUAAUAGAAAAUAAUUCUUCUGUUUAGUGCAAAUGAGUGCCAGGUAUUUUUAGAAUAGUAAAUAUUUUGCAUAAGCCAGAACUACAGUCUCAGGUGGUCCUUCUUGCCUGUGACCUCUCAGACAAGAUAGAUGAGAUAAGAAUCUCAAAUAGGGGCUUUUGUCAAAGAUGGAAGAGGCGUAGGCAUCAAAAACAUAGCAUGGCAUCCAUUUGGCUUUAAUGGGUGGGUUGUGGCAGGACAAGAGAAAAUCUAGAAAGGUGAUGAAGCUGCUAGGAAAUCAAGCACAAGACACUUGGUAGAUGAGGAGAAGGCCCUACACUGAAGGGCUCAAUUAAAAAAAAUCAUUUUGAGGAACUUGUUUUCAAAAAGGAUUUAGAAGUUAGAUAUGCUGUUAACAGUUGGAGUGGUCAAAUGGAAGCUAGUGAACAUGUCUCUUACAUGUCUUUUGGUCAAGGAUCCCAGCCAGACUCUCCACCCACUUCUGAUGGUUUGCUCAAAUUCUGUGUUGAAAGUUCACUAGUUUUUACUAUAUAGGUGUUAUGUGCAUGAGUAAUGGACCUCCCUAUGUUGAUACUAGUAAGUAAAACUUGUGAGGAAUAUUGAUGGCAAUACUGGUAAAGACUGUUCCUGGCUGUAUUAUAAAAGCCUUCAUGAUUUUUCAGUUAAUCUACCAGUGUUUUACAGGCCAAAAUGGCAUUAAAUUGACAUUAGCUGACAGUCUUUGUUUUUCUUCUUCUGGAAGCCAGCCAGCUUGGUGGUUAGUGUUCAACAAGCCAGUCAGUUGAGCACUAAAACCAUUGUGCUGUGAGAAGUUUUGGAUGCUGAGCAGAUGUGUUUUCUUUAUAAACUUUCUGAAAUGUUAACAGUUCUCUUGCUGCACUGAAAGUAUUUAACGGGUUAAACAGUUAACAGCUUGAUUCCUUACUGGUAAAAUUGAUUAUAAAUAUUUUUGUUUAUAAAAAGAAAAAAUACUUAUGCUGUUACAUAUAUUGUUACUACAACUUUAAAUGGCUAUAUUAGCCUCAGAUGCACAUAUGUUUGCCUUUAUAUAAUUACUUACUUGCUGCUCUCUUUUGAAAUUAGGAAAUAAAACUGAUGUGCAAUAGCAUUUGGCAAAUGAUACCUUUACUCUUUUUAAACAUUGAUGUAUUUUUUCAAAUAAUGGCACUACAACUGUUGGAUUGUUCUUGCUUAUUCUGAAUAAAUUGGUACUGAGUUUUAAA
Messenger RNA from Columba livia (rock pigeon), 3245 nucleotides. It is a transcript of the gene SPRTN, whose product is annotated as SprT-like N-terminal domain. The coding region runs from base 98 to 1594 and encodes 498 amino acids. Gene Ontology annotation, cellular component: nucleus. Gene Ontology annotation, molecular function: metalloendopeptidase activity; polyubiquitin modification-dependent protein binding; single-stranded DNA binding. The transcript has 5 exons. Gene Ontology annotation, biological process: DNA repair. Lineage: Eukaryota; Metazoa; Chordata; Aves; Columbiformes; Columbidae. The record is from RefSeq and is a predicted model, not a curated record.